This is a messenger RNA of Osmerus eperlanus (European smelt), 2737 nucleotides long. RefSeq lists its product as uncharacterized. The transcript is spliced from 10 exons. Gene Ontology annotation, cellular component: nucleus. The record is from RefSeq and is a predicted model, not a curated record. Bases 218 to 1042 code for a protein of 274 amino acids. Lineage: Eukaryota; Metazoa; Chordata; Actinopteri; Osmeriformes; Osmeridae.
UUGCACAAAAGUAGAAUUAAGACAUCCGGGAUAAAUGACUCAGCUGAGCUCAAUGAAGCCAAAACAUGUGCGUCCAGGCUUAAUUGGUUGCACAAAGACCAAGCCAGGAUGAGCAGACACGGAUUCAUUAAGCCAGGUGAAACCAAUCCUGGAUAGGUGCGCGCUCACGGCUCACUCAAAUAGACCCCGCCACAGAUCACAGAUUAACUGAUUUACCAUGGCAACUAGAGCCGCGUACUUUUCCCCGUCGGAAGCACAAAUCCUCAUGGAGGCAUACGAGGAGGUAAAAGAUAUAAUUAAGAAGAAAGGCAACACCGCCACAGUGAUAAAGCAAAGAGAAAAAGCGUGGCAAAGUAUUGCAGACCGCCUGAAUGCAUUAAACAUGAACGGGCCAAAACGGACAUGGCAGCAGGUCAAAAUCAAAUACAAGAACAUUCUGCAGAAUGCAGUGAAAAAGAAUACCCACAGACAAGGCACGGGUGGUGGGUCACCAAAGGCUGACCUUACCCCAGCAGAGGACAUGGCCUUGGAGCUAAAUAAAGGCAGGCCCGUCUUAGAGGGGAUCCCUGGGGGGAAAGAGACGAGCAUAGGUUCCUCCCAAGAUGCCACCCGCUUCAUUCAAGUGUCUGGCAGCACUGUGUUCCUGUUAGAGCCACCAGCACAAGCACCAGACGAUGCUGAUCCAGGUGAAGGCCCCAGUGCAGCAGCAACAGCACAUGAUGGAGACGAUGAUGAGGAGGAGACCAUCUCUCUGGAUUCCAGAAGGCAUGAGGACCCAGAUGCUAUACAGUGGGAAAACCAGCCUGGCAACAUAAGCUCACAAGCUAUCAGAAAGUUGUAUGGCAACCACCUCCGGCGCCAAAUAGAACUGGCAGACAUAGACAUUCAGUACAAGAAGAAAAAGAUGGAAAAUCUUGCACUGGAGUCCGAAAUAAAAAAGAGGACAAUUAGGAAACUGGACCUUGAAAUAAAAAAACUUGAGAGGGAGGUGAGAUAUGCCUUCAAUGUACACUGUAUGCUAACUGUAACACAAAUGUAUUAAUCAUUAUUUUUCUUUCCUCCCCCAGCUCCAAGAAGAUGACACAGCUGAAAAUAAAAAUUAGGUAUAUUCUCGUAAAGUCAAGUGAGCCAUGACAUAUGAGCUCUUAUUGUGAGCACACAGGACGGUGGCAUCUUUCUAAGGUUUUUUUUAUUUUCCCAGCAAUCAGUACAACCAAGUCAUCGUUAUAAGGCAUCGCCCUCUUUUGCCCACCCCCCCAGCACCAGGUGUGGCCACUAGCCUAUAUGAAGGCCCAAAAUUGUGUGUUCCUUUCUGCUCUGACAAUGGCAUGCCCCAUUCGUGCGAGAUGUGGUGGAUGAAGAAGCACUUGUGCUGAGGAGAGCCUUCAGGCGAGAAAGGGUCUUCAGGGACCGGUUGGACCCACUGGCCUUCCCUGAUGACCAUCUAUAUGAAAGAUACAGGUUUUCUGCAGAUGGCAUCAGGUAUCUAUGCAGACUACUGGGUCCCAGGAUUAAGCACCGCACUGCACGGAGCCAUGCACUGAGUGUGGAGCAAAUGGUUUGUGUGGCCUUGCGCUUUUUUGCUAGUGGAGCCUUCCUGUACUCAGUGGGGGAUGCAGAACAGCUGAACAAGGCCACAAUUUGCCACACAAUAAGGAGUGUGUGUCUGGCUAUCAAAGCAUUAGCAGAUGUCUUCAUCUCCUUCCCUGGCCACAGAAGACUCUGUGACAUCAAAGAGGAGUUCUAUAGGAUUGCAGGUUUCCCCAAUGUCAUUGGUGCAGUGGACUGCACACACAUAAGGAUAAAAGCCCCCUCAGGUGCCCAUGAGGCCGAUUUUGUGAAUAGGAAAUCCUUUCACAGCAUUAAUGUUCAGAUGGUCUGCAAUGCUGACUGUGUGAUCAGCAAUGUUGUGGCAAAAUGGCCUGGCUCAGUCCAUGACUCCAGAAUCUUUCGGGCCUCUGAAAUCUAUCAGUGCCUAUCACAAGGUGAAUUCUCUGGUGUGUUGCUGGGAGACAGGGGGUAUGGCUGCCAGCCUUUUCUCCUGACACCUUUCACAGACCCCCAGGAAGCACAGCAGGCCUACAACCAUGCCCAUGCCAGGACCAGGGCCAGAGUUGAAAUGACCUUUGGCCUCCUGAAGGCACGCUUUCACUGCCUUCACAAAUUAAGGGUCAGCCCUGUUAGGGCAUGUGAUAUUACUGUGGCUUGUGCUGUCCUCCACAAUGUGGCCUGCCUGAGGAAGGAGAGGGCCCCCAGAGUGCCACCAGCCAUGGACUGGGACAAUCCGGCAAUCUUCCCUGAUGACGACAGUGGUCGGCUGCUGAGGGACCAAUAUGUGUUGAAUUAUUUUAGUUAGUAUGUGUGCUUUCAAUUUUGGUUAAAUAUGUCCUGCGGUGGCAGAGGAAUUUGGGUUUUUUUGGGUUCGUUUUUUUACGAAUUUGGCCUCUUAUGAUGUUUGUGCGGUAUACUGUGUGUAAUACAAGGCUGCAGGGAGGCUACUGCAUCCAUUCAUUUGUCUGUUCAGUUGAUGUGUAUGGAUUUGUCCUGCAUUUAUUUUAGUGUGCAGACAUGCAGGGUGUGUUAUAUACAGACCUUUGAAUGUGUAUGUAUCAUUUUGUAUAAUAUGCUUGGAUUCUGUGCUUUCCAUCUUGUAGAGUCACUGUGACUUCAGUUUCGAAAGGAGCUGAUGGUUUACCUGCUUUGUUUUGUCCUUAUUCAAUAAAGGAACAUAAUGUUA